Molecule: messenger RNA, 3566 nt
Organism: Myotis brandtii (Brandt's bat)
Lineage: Eukaryota; Metazoa; Chordata; Mammalia; Chiroptera; Vespertilionidae
Gene: SNTB1
Product: syntrophin, beta 1 (dystrophin-associated protein A1, 59kDa, basic component 1)
Exons: 7
Cellular component (GO): synapse; dystrophin-associated glycoprotein complex; intracellular anatomical structure
Molecular function (GO): protein binding; structural molecule activity
Source: RefSeq, a predicted model, not a curated record
CCCGAGUCCAUCUCGAACCAGAAGCGUGGCGUGAAGGUGCUGAAGCAGGAGCUGGGCGGGCUAGGCAUCAGCAUCAAGGGGGGCAAGGAGAACAAGAUGCCCAUCCUCAUCAGCAAGAUCUUCAAGGGGCUGGCGGCGGACCAGACCCAAGCCCUGUACGUGGGCGACGCCAUCCUGUCGGUGAACGGCGCCGACCUGCGGGACGCCACCCACGACGAGGCGGUGCAGGCGCUGAAGCGCGCGGGCAAGGAGGUGCUGCUGGAAGUGAAGUACAUGAGAGAAGCCACACCCUACGUGAAGAAAGGCUCCCCUGUGUCGGAGAUUGGAUGGGAAACGCCUCCGCCCGAAUCCCCGCGGUUAGGGAGUGGCUCCUCGGACCCUCUGGCAUCGUCCUCGCAGCCCUUCUCCUUCCACAGAGACCGGAAGAGCAUCCCCCUCAGGAUGUGCUACGUCACUCGGAGUAUGGCCCUGGCCGACCCAGAGAACAGGCAGCUUGAAAUCCACUCUCCAGAUGCUAAGCACACGGUGAUCCUAAGGGGCAAGGACUCAGCCACUGCCCAGGCCUGGUUCAGUGCCAUCCACUCCAACGUCAGUGACCUGCUGACCCGAGUGAUUGCCGAGGUCAGAGAGCAACUGGGGAAAACAGGCAUUGCUGGCAGCCGAGAGAUCAGGCACCUUGGCUGGCUUGCAGAAAAGAAGCUGAAUAUGGACAACUCCUACCUCGUGACGGGAACAGGAAGUUGGAGCCAUGGGUGCGUGAAGAGUGUCCACGAGGGAGCACAUAGGUCGCAGGCCUCUGGGCCCUUUAAGCAACACCAGUUAGAUAAGUUAACAGUGUUUAUUGGAGACCUAAGGCACCUAGAUAUGCUCUCCCUCAACAGGCUGGUCCAUUCAGGUCCAGGGAAAGGAUCUCCCCAGACUGGUGUGGAUCUGUCCUUUGCAACACGAACGGGUACCAGGCAGGGGAUUGAAACGCACCUCUUCAGGGCUGAAAUCAGCAGGGACCUCUCCCACUGGACCAGGAGCAUAGUACAGGGCUGCCACAACUCAGCUGAACUCAUUACCGAAGUCACCACAGCUUGCACCUACAGAAACCAGGAGUGCCGUCUGACCAUACAUUAUGACAAUGGAUUUUCUAUUACCACUGAACCACAGGAGGGUGCCUUUCCCAAGACAAUCAUACAGGCCCCAUAUGAAAAGUUGAAAAUGUCUUCAGAUGAUGGAAUCAGGAUGCUGUAUUUAGAUUUUGGAGGCAAAGAUGGAGAGAUUCAACUGGACCUUCAUUCCUGCCCCAAGCCAAUUGUUUUCAUCAUUCAUUCCUUCCUGUCAGCUAAAAUCACAAGACUGGGCCUGGUGGCCUGAACAGAGGCGCGACUUGCCUUUGAGGGAAGGAGGGCUGCGAUGCCACCAGGAAGUGUGCCAUCGAUGUCGCAUGCCACAGUCGGCUUUAGAUCCCGGGAGCCCUGCGUAACUGUCCCAGACUCCUCUUGUCAAUUUCACCAACUACAAGGAGGAAUCCUAAGAAAACACCACAGGGAGCAUCAGAAUCAAACUGUCUUUUUAGAGCAGUAAACGGGUAAAGAGGAGAGGGCGGUUGGAAAUACUCGGCAUAGCUUUUGACAAUCAAGGACGUUCCAGUAGAACAGCAUGUGCAGAUCUUAAUCACACCAGUUUCUAGGCAACUGGUUCACCCAGGUAAGCAAGGGCUGAAUAGCAAGAUGAGAAAUGGACAUUUUCCUCUCUCCUGUCCGGUAAUGACCCCAUGUUUAUUGUGAUUUAUCUCCUACUUUUGAGUUCAUUUUCCAUGGAAAGGAGAGAGAAGUACUUUAAAUGGAAACCCACCUUUUAAGUAUGAAGCACCUCUUACUUUUUCUUAGUGAAUUAUCUUUCGAUGAUGUAGAAAGAUGCUGAAGUGUUCCAUUAGCAUAUGCUGAGCAGGAAUUGAAGCCCCAGACACUGAUCUGAGUGGUAAGCUGGUGGAAGCGGAGACUGAAAGAUGCUUAAUUCUGGGCUGCACUCACACCAAGGUCUGCCAUUGUAGAGCCAAGACUGAUAGCGUUAUUUAUAGAAAGCAAAUUAUGGAUACUUUUUUUAACGAUUGCCAUUUGAUAGAUACAUAUAUAUACACAAGUCAUGUGGGGUUAACUAAUUAUCAUCAUUCUGUGGUUUUCAGUGGAAGCACUGAGCAAUUUAUUGACCCUUGUUCCUGCCUGUGCUUGUAUGCAUGUAUUUUUGAACCAGUAAUAGAGCAGCCUCAUAUCAUUCUGGAUGAUGCUGGGUUUCACAUAUAGACCCAAUGUUAUAAUCAAAUCUAUUGAUAGCGUCCACAGCUCUUUCGGAAUUCCAGGGAAAUAAUAUAAUGACCUGAUAUUUUUCUACAAGAAUAUUUUCAGACACCACAUAACAUAUUACUGAUCAAAUGCUUUUAUCUUUUAAAACAAAUUAAUUAAAAAGACACCUAAUACUUGAUUAAGGAGCCACUUUCCUCAAACCCUGAAAAUAAGCUCUAGAAUUUCUAUAAGCAUUUGUAACCUUUUUUUCCCAUACAGUUUACAUAGACAAAUAGUCUGGGUUAGAUAUGUGUGUGUGUUUUUUUCAAAGUUGUAUUUUGGCAAAUACCUAUCCUAUGCAAAGAGCUUUAAAAAGUGGAAACUGUUAAAGGAAUGUGAUUUGCUCACUCAGACAUAAGUGUUUAUUCAAUUGCAAAACUUUAUUUUAGAUCAGCGCUUCCCCAAUAUGUAUCGUGUCACACUAGUUCCAAGGGGCACUGAGUGGUGUUUUGUGGGGGUGGCACUAAGAGGUUGGGAAUAAAAAAUGUUUGUUAAAUAUGGAGUUAAGAAAAGUUAAACAGAUUGCAGGCCUCCUCGGAGACUUCAAUUUACAUUGCAGUUCUCCAAGGGGGAUCCAUGUGCCAUUCCCUACAUUUGCCUACAGAACUCCUUUCUAACAGAGCAUCCUGGGAAGUUUGUGUUACAAAAACAACAACAACAAAAACAAAAACAAAACAAAACAUAGGACAUCCUGGGAAGCUCUUGUUAAAAGGAAAAAACAAACAAAAAAACUGUGGAAAAUACAGUUUUAGAACCUAGAUGGUAUUUUUUUUUUUUUUUGGUUUCUUAUUUUAAAAUGCUGAAGAGUGUCAAGUCCCAGGCUGACUAUGUAAGAAAAGCUUUGAUGCAUUUGUAAAUUAUACUGCACUCUUUCAUUAUAUAUUUUCAAAAUCACUGGAAUGUUAUACAAGAGAAUUAUACUUGUGAUUGUAAAUAACGUGUUAAAUUACAUAUAUUAAUGCCAAUAGUUUAAUUCAACAAUAUGUAAUCUAAGGUGCUCAGUAGUAUAUGAAGUAUGAGUUACUCAUAAUUAAGUUGCAAAGAUCCUAUUAUAUAUUUAUAGACAAAGUAAAAUGAUCACAAUUACAAAUAUGAUUUCUUCAUCACUUAAGUUUUGGACUGAUUAAUAUCUGGGUGGGGAAUCAACAGAAACUACAUUCUCUGCAUUUAUAAAAACUUAAUAUAUUUAUAUUUUAGAAAAAAAUAUAUUUGAAUAAAAUUAAUGCAUUUUCUGAA